AUGGAGAAGGCAACCUCAGAAUUCGUAGAAAGCGUGGAUUCUCACCAACUGGCACAUAUUUCAAAUCACGAAGAUCAUGAACUCGGCAAAUGGCAAUGCAUCAAGAGAUAUCCCUUGAUUUUUGCUUGGUGCGUCUACGCCGUCUGGUGCAUCUUGCUUGUCAGCUUUGAAAACCAAGCCUCUGGCAAUGUCACUAGUAUUCCUGAGUUCCGCAAAGACUUCGGCUCUUAUUACGAUGGGGAUUAUGUUCUCAAUGCCAAAUGGCAAUCAGCCUUCAGUGGGGGCCCAGUCGCUUCUGCAGUUAUUGGUGCCCUUUGUUCAGGCCAGAUUGCUGAUAGUAUUGGCCGAAGAACAACCAUAGGCAUUGCGCUGUUAAUAUCCACUGCGGGUAUUACUGUCGAGCUCGUGGCGACUACUAACCAGUUGUUCUUUGGUGGAAAGUUUUUGAAUGGGUUUGCACUAGGCGCGCUGGCCUCUGUUCCUGUUACCUAUGUUGGCGAGAUUGCCCCUCUCGCCCUUCGUGGUACACUUACAUGCGUAACAGCGUUGGCCUAUGUGAUCGGUCCUCUUGUCGUCGCUCUCAUAACCAACACAACUGGAAACUUCACAACCCGCUGGGCAUAUCGCGCCGUAUUCGUCGCACAAUACGGCUUCGCUGUCAUCGCGCUCGCCUUUAUUAUGUUUAUGCCUGAGUCUCCCUGGUGGCUUCUCACAAAGGCACAGGAGGAAAAAGCAAAGAAAUCGCUUCGCAGACUGGGUUAUAACGAGAGGGAGCAGCUAAAGAAAAUUGCAUUAAUCAAAAUUACACUCGAGGAAGUGCGAGGUGAGACUGAGGGCGCCACGUACAUUGAGUGUUUCCGACGAUCAAAUCUCCGCCGUACCAUCAUUUCCAUCAUGCCGUUGACAAUCCAGGCAUUAUCGGGCGUGAUAUUCACUGCAGGCUACUCGACCUAUUACAUGCAGCUAGCGGGAUACAGCACGACAAUGAGCUUCAAGCUUCAGAUAGCUCAGCAAAUUGUAUCGCUUGUUGGAAAUGUCAUGUCAUAUUUCAUUAUUGAUCGCGUUGGGCGCCGUAAUAUGAUGAUUUAUGGCUUGGUCGUGUUAACAGUUAUUCUUAUGCUAACAGGUGGCCUUGCUGUUGUUGGAUCUCAGACUGGAAAUCCAAAUGCACCCGGUGCUAUCAAGGGAACUGUCGCUCUCAUUCUUGUUUUUUGUUGGUGGUACAAUUUGACCAUUGGCUCGGCAGGGUAUACUAUCCUCACUGAGGUGUCAACUUCUAGGUUGCGAAUCAAGACGAUCGCUAUUGGAUUGGCACUACAGAACGCUCUCUACACUAUGUGGGCAUUUGUUUUGCCGUACCUAUUCAACCCAGAUGAGGCGAAUCUUGGCGCCAAAGUGGCAUUUGUCUUUGGUGGGCUGUGUGUGCUUUGUAUGGUAUAUCUAUGGUUUUUUCAACCUGAGACGGCAGGUCGAACUUAUGGAGAGCUGGAUGAGAUGUUCAUCAAUAGGGUUCCAGCGAGGGAAUUCAAGGGAUACCAGACUACAAAUGAGGCUAUGGGGGCUGCCAUGAAAGGUGGCGCUGAUAUCGGUCCUUAG
Penicillium angulare is the source of this 1596-nucleotide messenger RNA. RefSeq lists its product as uncharacterized. Gene Ontology annotation, molecular function: carbohydrate:proton symporter activity. Gene Ontology annotation, biological process: carbohydrate transport; transmembrane transport. Lineage: Eukaryota; Fungi; Ascomycota; Eurotiomycetes; Eurotiales; Aspergillaceae. The coding region runs from base 1 to 1596 and encodes 531 amino acids. Gene Ontology annotation, cellular component: membrane. The transcript has 2 exons. The record is from RefSeq and is a predicted model, not a curated record.